AUGGCUAACCCCGCUGCUCUUCUUCUUUUUUUCUCUUUUUUAUUCUUUUUUCAUGCAGCACAGCACUCAAAGGCGAAGCUCAAUAUACCAGAUGAGCCAGCAAUAACGCCUACUCUUCAGAUACAGCAGAGGGUUAUAAUAGGUGAUGCUGCUGCAGCAAACAGCCAACAGCAGCAGCAGCAGCAGCAGCAGCAGCGAUGUGAGCAACAGCAGGCGGUAGAGCAGCAGCAGAAUGAGAAUCAGGUGGAUGAGCUGCGGCACGAACAGCAAGAAGAAGAGGACCAGCAGCAGCCACAGCAGCAGCAAGAAGAGGAGCAGCAGCAGCAGCAGCAAGAAGAGGAGCAGCAGCAGCAGCAAGAAGAGGAGCAGCAGCAGCAGCAGCGGCUGCAGCAAGAAACGUAUGUACACUGGGAAGCGGGUGUAACUAAGGAGAAAAUUUAA
Molecule: messenger RNA, 441 nt
Organism: Eimeria acervulina
Lineage: Eukaryota; Apicomplexa; Conoidasida; Eucoccidiorida; Eimeriidae
Exons: 1
Coding region: 1-441 (146 amino acids)
Source: RefSeq, a predicted model, not a curated record